CAGUCCAUAUACAUAUCGAGGAGAGACUGCUUUUCGCGCUCUCCCUCAUUCUUGUGCAGAGUGCCUCCCUCUCCCUCUCCUCAGUCCUCACCUACUCUCUCUCUCUCUCUCUCUCUCUCUCUCUAAAUUAAACUCCUCAACCUUCUUAUAAAUAACCUUACCUUCCUUCCCUUCCCUGUUCUCUCUCUCUCUCUCUCUCUCUCUCUGUCCCUUUACCUCCCCUCCUUUAUCUCUCUAUAAUCUCUUCCUUUCUCUACAGAUUCUCUUACACAUCACAAUUAAUUUUCUCUUCGUAUACAUAGAGCAUUCCUAUAUAUAUAUAGAGAGAGAGAGAUUGAGAAGUGAGAACUCUGUUACAUCCACAAUGUCGGUAUCUAGAGACGAUGAUCCUCGAAUUCAUGGCAUCAAAUCUAAAAUCCGUGUUGUCCCUAACUUCCCCAAGCAAGGAAUAAUGUUUCAAGACAUCACUACAUUGUUACUCGAUCCAGAGGCCUUCAAAGACACGAUCGAUUUGUUCGUCGAGCGGUACAAAGGCAAAAACAUAUCAGUAGUUGCAGGAAUAGAGGCUCGGGGUUUUAUAUUUGGUCCACCCAUUGCAUUGGCAAUAGGAGCAAAGUUUGUCCCCUUGCGAAAACCGAAGAAGUUACCUGGUGAAGUUAUUUCGGAAGAGUAUAUCUUGGAAUAUGGAAGAGAUUGUCUUGAGAUGCAUGUUGGUGCAGUUGUAGCUGGUGAACGUGCUUUGGUAGUUGAUGAUUUGAUUGCUACUGGUGGCACUCUUUGUGCGGCUAUGAAUUUACUGGCAAACAACACUUCCUCUUCUAAUCGGUGCAUAUUCGGAUCUUGUUGUGAAAAACCAUACCACAACGGGCGGGAGCUGAAGUUGUUGAAUGUGCUUGCGUAAUUGAAUUGCCAGAUUUAAAGGGCCAUGAGCGAUUGAAAGGCAAGCCAUUAUAUGUACUUGUGGAGUCUCAUUAGCACUGGCAGAUGACAAUACAUUUCUGUCGGCAUGUUGUAGCUUGACAAAUACAUUGGUGGACUGGAAUCUUCUUUCAUUUUUAUGCCCCAUUGCUAUGAGUAGUGAACUUGAUGAACCUCAACAAUUGAGACCUUUGUUUCUUUUCUAGCAUAGAAACAUUAAAUUUAUGCACAGAGGACUUGUUGAGAUAAUCUUGUAGGAAUUUCUCAUUUUCUCUGGAGGAUGUAUUAUAUAGCCCUUCUUGGAUUUGUUUUUGGACUCAGCUUUUCUGAAUAACGUUGGUGCAUUUGGCUGUA
Messenger RNA from Cornus florida, 1272 nucleotides. RefSeq names its product adenine phosphoribosyltransferase 3-like. The transcript is spliced from 7 exons. The record is from RefSeq and is a predicted model, not a curated record. The coding region runs from base 365 to 901 and encodes 178 amino acids. Lineage: Eukaryota; Viridiplantae; Streptophyta; Magnoliopsida; Cornales; Cornaceae. Gene Ontology annotation, biological process: adenine salvage. Gene Ontology annotation, cellular component: cytoplasm; cytosol. Gene Ontology annotation, molecular function: adenine phosphoribosyltransferase activity.